AUGAACUUUCAGUUUGAAGACCUGCUGCUGCAGUUUGAGGCGCUGCCGCCAGGCGAAGGCAGCCAACUGAACGAGCCGUGGGGCGAAAGGACGCUUCCUGCCAGGGAGGAGCGAAAAGAGGAUCAAGACCCCACGCCACAUCUGCAUGAGGAAGAGGAGAAGGAUGAUGAUGGACUCGAGGCAUUUUUGGAGGCCCUGCCCCCUUUAGGGAGCUCAUCUCCUUUAAGGGUCCCAUCCCCUUUGAGAAACCCACCCCCCUGCGAGACCCCGACACCUGAUGAUGAUGUCCUUGAGGCAUUUUUGAGGAGCCUGUCCCCUUUAGGGAGCUCAUCUCCUUUAAGGGUCCCAUCCCCUUUGAGAAACCCGCCCCCCUGCGAGACCCCGACACCUGUUCGGAUCCCCACCUCUUUUAGUAACCCGCCCCCCUGUGAGAACCCGGCCCCUGUUAGGAAUCCAUCCCUCUGCGAGACCCUGCUCCCUUUGAGGAACCCACCCCCCUGCUAUACCCCGACUCCUGUUAGGAUCCCCACCCCUGUUAGGAACCUGGCCCCCUGUAAUAUCCCGAUCCCUUUGAAGAACCCAGCCCCCUGCUAUAACCCUAUAUGGACUCCUUUAGAGAACCCAGCACCCUUCUGGAACCCGAUCCCCAUAUGGAUGCCCUCACCUUUGAGGAACCCGACCCCAGUAUGGAUCCCGUUUCCUUCAGGGAACCCCUGUAUGGUCCCUGUGGUGUGUCUCCCGCAAGGGUAUAUUCCUGCUCCUCACCAGGGCAAAAGGAAGAGAAGGGAUGAACAAAAGGACAGUGAAAAUGCCCCUCCUUGUCGAAGGCAGUGUGUUUAUUGUGCCUGA
Molecule: messenger RNA, 849 nt
Organism: Neoarius graeffei (lesser salmon catfish)
Lineage: Eukaryota; Metazoa; Chordata; Actinopteri; Siluriformes; Ariidae
Product: myosin light chain kinase, smooth muscle-like
Exons: 2
Coding region: 1-849 (282 amino acids)
Source: RefSeq, a predicted model, not a curated record